Messenger RNA from Botrytis byssoidea, 1101 nucleotides. RefSeq lists its product as uncharacterized. Lineage: Eukaryota; Fungi; Ascomycota; Leotiomycetes; Helotiales; Sclerotiniaceae. Gene Ontology annotation, molecular function: protein binding. Bases 1 to 1101 code for a protein of 366 amino acids. The transcript has 2 exons. The record is from RefSeq and is a predicted model, not a curated record.
AUGCUGGGAGCAGUCUUCAAUCUCCCUGAGAUUUUAGAGAACAAGCUCAACAAAUACAAGAUACCAGUCGAUGUGUCAUCACGUCAUGGUCUUACCCCACUUCUUGUGGCAAUCAGACAUGGCAGCCCUGAUUCAGUGAAGUAUUUUCUAGACCUCGAAGCUGAUCCUGCUAGAAUAUCCGUCGCUCACAAGCACCGCAUAGAAUCUGGCAAUAUGGGCAAGCCGAUUGCUGAUGAAGACAUGGUAGAAAAUGUCCUUCUAAAUCACGAGAAGAGUCGAGAACAUUUUCUCCGUCAACUUGAAAGGCAUUUGAGAACCGACGCCCAUCCUGAUCCAUCGCGAGCUUUGGAUAUUCUAUAUAGAGCUUCCAACGAGGUACCAAUAUCCGCAAAGGUUUUUGAGUACAGAAUCAAAACCAGAGGUCUGGGUGAGCUUGCUAAAGUUCUUGUCCUUAUGGACGAAGACACUUUCGAUGAAGAUAUGGUAGCGGAAGUUAUUCGUCAUGAUUCUUGUGAAACUGUAAAGAGGCUGUAUGAAUUCAAACACAUCAACUGGAUCACGGAGCAAAUGGUCAUGAAUGCCCUCAGAAGUUUUGACUCAAAUACUGUCGCAUAUCUUGUGAAGCAAUUCGGUCAUCAUAUUCUAACACGACAGAGAGUGAUUGAUGCAAAGCCUCGAUCUCACCAAUUUCGGAAAGUAAUACUUGAUGUUAAGGGAAUCCAGUUCAUCAACCAGGAGGUUUUUGACUCGCUGUUCGACAAUUGUGUAGACCCCGAAGUUCUGACCUUUGUUUUGGAUUCUUGUGGCACUGAUAUGAUCAGGAGUUCCCAUAUCGAGAUUUUAGUGGAUCGCCGAUGGAACUUUCUCGACGAAUUGGAGCCCAUUUUCUGCAUGAUAAGAUCGUUAGAUGUUUUGAUCACAGAGAAGGCGGUUUUUACCGCUUUGGAGAAAGAAAAUAUCGAUGUGGCAACUUUUUUGCUGGAGAAUGCUAAGGACCCCCCAUCGUUGUUGACCAAACGGGUCAAAGACAUUGCUAAUACUUAUGGUGGAGAUGUUUGGAUGCUGAUCCUUGAAAUAUCUGUCAAUAAUAUGUGUGAUUGA